AUGCCAAAAUCUUCGGAUUUUGGGCAGAAGAAAGAGCCAAAUAUACUGUCAGACCAACCUGGGACCUCAGCCUCAACGUUGGAAGUGUUCGAAUGUAAGUACAUUUGCAUUUUAGAUUUUGACUUUUAGGAGAGAAGCAGAAAUAUUACCUUUAACCCGUGAAUAAAUUGAUUAGGGAUGCUUUUAGCUAAAAAUUUUAGCGAAUUCUUUUUAAUAAAGUAUGCUGAUUACGAAAAAGACGUUAAUUUUUCUGAUUGUUACUAAUUACUACUUUACAGUACAACUUAAGAAAAAAGUAAAAAUCUGAUAAAAUGUAAAUGCUUUUUGAAAUCAGCACCAUCGAAAAUACCCAAAUCAAGAUUUUCAGAAAAAGAUCCAAACAUUAUUUUUUAACAUUACUACUUAAGAAAAAGGGUAAAGAAUACGUAAAAUACACAUUUUUUACAGAAAUACAGAGAUGUUGAGCAUAUUUGCAAGGAUUUUAAAAAUGUGCCCAUAAUGGUCUGGCCUUUAUGGCAUCUGCCCAUAAUGGACCGUUGCCUGCGAAACACGUGACUGACGAUUAAAUUUUUAGCAAAAAAGCCAGCCAAGAGGGACCUUACAACCCAUCGUUUUCUCAAGUCGAGGCGUCUCCACGAAUCCGUCGAACCUCCAAGAACCCAUCCUUUUGUGACCAAUUGGACUAUCAAUGUCUUCCGGAAUAGCCCGUUGGCCCUGUAUUCGGGGAAAUAUUCGAAUAAAGAGUCCCUUCGAGGAUAUGUUUAUACAGGCGAAAAGGAAGUGGACAGGAUCACGAACACGCUGAAGAGAUUAGGAGGUUUGUUUUUUAUAAUCCCUUUUCCGAUUUCUCUCUAAAUAUUUUAUCCCAGUUUUGGGUAUGCGUUUAAUUUUUCAAAUUUUUUACAUUUAUUUUAAGAACUUCCCCCGAAAUUACUGGAUUCUUUGGAUGAAGAUGAAUUCAAAGAAAAAAGGAAAUCAAUCGAGGAAGAUCUGGAGAAGGUGGACCUGAUAUUGGAAGGGCAAUCUCAGGAUAACGGGAAGAUGAAAGCAGUUGGGUGGCUGGCCGAUAAAAUAAGUUGGCGACACCUUCCUCUUGUAGUUCGGCAGGAAUUGAUGCGACAAUCGCCCGGACAAACAUUUGAGACCAAAAAUUACAAGAAGUCUGAGUUGACUAAAGAAAUCUGGCCCAAUCAUCCGGAUUGGCUGGAUGAUUGGGACAUUAUGCCACCUCCAGGAGAUGCCUUAUUCGAGAAUAUUGAAGAUCCCAAUCAUUAUGAUCGAGGGGAACCUCCAAUUCCUUGUUGUAUCUUCACAAAACAUCGUAAUGGGAAGAUCUCGAGGUGUCUGAGAGAGCCGAUUAAAGGAUUCAACUCGAAGUUAUGCCAGAAGUCGAUACGAAAACAAUUACCAUUCUUCUGGAGCAAAACGGUAAGUGUUUUUUGAAAUUAUUACUUUAGUUAUCAAAUCUGAACUUGACAAAAUUAUAGCGAGGGUUUUUAGGUGAUAUCCCCGGCGGUUUGCAGCUUCCAUUAUCAGAUAAUAGAGAAUGAAAAGAAGAAUACUGAAGACAACCCGUUAUUUGAGAGACCACUUGGCAAAUAUGAGACGACGGAACCGGUGAAAUUCGAUAAUGAUGCACAGUUCGAAGAGGUCUCGGAAUAUAUCAACGAUGCCCUGGAGAAGACCAGAGACGAACACAGAGAAGCACUGAGCUUUAAUACUAGGUUCUGGAAGCUCAUGGAUGUAAGUACAGUUGAUUAGAACCAUACAAUUUUUUGCCUUUGGUAAAACCUUUCAUUUUCAGCCUCCAAAAUCGAGAGAUCCGUUGAGAAAAGUGAAAGCAUUGGAGAGACCACAAAGAAGUUAUGAUGGUAUGACCCCUGAGGAUAUUGAAAAGCUGGUGAAUGAAACGGAGAAAGGGAAAAAGAAGAAAUUGCUCACAAAGUCGUCAAGAGUGCAUAUCCAAACCGAUGCGAAUGGCUUCGAAAUAGAAGAGGGGAAGGUAAGAUUGUUUAAUAGAAGAUAUGGGUUUCUUAACAGGUGCAAAUUUGAACUUUUUUCAGAGAAAGUCAAAGAGGAAGACGUCGAAUCAAACAGUGGAUUCAGAUGGCAUCGGCUCAUUCUCAAGUGAAGAGGACACAGAAUAUCUAACUGAUAUUGAAUUGAAUGACAAGUUGUCUGGAUGGCUGUCACCCAAACCGAGAUGCCGUUAUGGCCCGCUGUCACCGGAAGCCAACCGUUUUAUAGAAGAUGAGUCCAAAGAUCCGAUGGCGUGGAAGAAGAACAGAAUCCAGAAAUCUUUUCAAUAUAAUUUCCUGAUCCCCAGUCAGGUGGAAUCUAAGGAUCCCAAGGUAGAGACCAAAAAGGAACCCAAGAAAGCUAUGCCAUCUCCCCGACCGACCACUUCUAAACAUGCCUUUGAUGAGGAAACGGUGAUCGCCAAUCUCCCUAUGGCCAUCCAACAUCCAAAGAACGGGCGACUAGAGCUGGACUCGUCGUCAGAAGAAGAAGAUUAUGAAAGUGACAGGGUUCUGCGAGUAUUUGGACUGGUGGAAAAAAGAAAUGCCUCCGGGAAAGUUCCUGAUCCUAAAUUGAGUUUUGAUGGCUGUUCUGGAGCGACGAUCAGGAGGAUAAAGAAGCAUUAUAAUCUGCCAAAUAGGUCGGGAGCAACGUCCAAAUCAUUGGUACGUAUUAUUACUACUGUAGUUCCUGUUAGUGUUUAUAUUUUUUUUAUCAUUCUUGUUUCAGUUGCUCGAGGGGCUUCACGAGUUUUUCACGGAAUCGCCGGUCGAUUACAUUAAAACAAUGUCUGAUUUCAUAGCCCACACCAAAGAACCCCGUCCUCCAUUAGGCCAGACCCCACCUCAUCUUUCCAGCAACACUCCUACGGGACCAAACACAUCUUCGAAUGAAGUGUCGCCGGUUGCCUUGCCAAAGAAACGGAAGUAUACAAGGCACGAUGAAAACUAUAAGAAUCAGAACAACUCGGAGAGUUCUCCGAAGAAAAAACUUUUGGCUAAGAAAAUUAAUAACGAAGAGAAGACUCCAGACGUGAAUUCGGAUAUGAGUAUUCGGGAACAUCUCAAGAUUCAGAUGAAACUGCAGAAAAGGAAAGAAGAGAUUUCAUUGGAGGCAACUGAGAAUAGUUUGGAUGAUAUUAGUGAACAAGGAGAUAUAAAACAAGAGGAAGAAGUAAUCGAGGAAGGAGUCGUGUAUCCCCCAACAGCCGAUGGAGGAUUUGAGACAGUAAGUCGUCACACAAUUACAAUAUUUGAGCACUGCAGAAGUUAAAAAGUCGAUAUUGUUUUAGAUAACAUUCCAAGAACCCGUGAAUGCUUCUUUGGAUCUGACCCCUCAACCUUCUGUCCCUAAACCCACCUACAAUCUUCCGACCAUCCCAUCUACUUCCUAUCUAGCCACAUCUCAAGUCCGUCGCAACGGCGUGUCUUACAUUGCCGGAGGGAUCGGGAUCAAUCAUCAGAACACGAUCAAACGUCACAUAUCUCCGCAACCCUCCAACUCCAACAACUCUAUCACCACACAACUGAGGCCGAAUGUCCAAUAUUACCAGCCGAAGACAUUUACUCAACUAAACCCAUCAACUAUUUUGAGUACAAAGGCCGAAAACAACUCGGCGAAUGAGAAACAGAACAAGUCGAGCAAAGACAAAUUCCCUAGACCCAUCUUGUCGGCCUCUCACAAAACGUAG
This is a messenger RNA of Bursaphelenchus xylophilus (pine wood nematode), 3709 nucleotides long. The record is from the annotation of a GenBank genome assembly. Lineage: Eukaryota; Metazoa; Nematoda; Chromadorea; Rhabditida; Aphelenchoididae.